Messenger RNA from Neoarius graeffei (lesser salmon catfish), 1014 nucleotides. It is a transcript of the gene uraha, whose product is annotated as urate (5-hydroxyiso-) hydrolase a. Bases 218 to 637 code for a protein of 139 amino acids. The transcript has 5 exons. Gene Ontology annotation, molecular function: hydroxyisourate hydrolase activity. The record is from RefSeq and is a predicted model, not a curated record. Gene Ontology annotation, biological process: purine nucleobase metabolic process. Lineage: Eukaryota; Metazoa; Chordata; Actinopteri; Siluriformes; Ariidae.
UAUAUAUAUAUAUAUAUAUAUAUAUAUAUAUAUAUAUAUAUAUAUAUAUAUGAGUUUAUGCUUGUAAUUUAUGUGUUUAUUUACAUGAAGUUCGCACUUGCCCUUUGCACUGACAGGUGAAUGACAGGGAGGUCAGUGAGCUGUAUUUCUCCUGCACACUUUUUCACAUCCAACCUGUACACUGUUUUAAGGCUUCUAGAAGAGACAAGAAAUACACAUGAGCACCAGAUUGCAGCAUAUUAGAGAUCAUAUUUUAUCAGCAAAUCAGUGUUCAGAAAUGAGCGCUCUGUCGCCGAGCCCCCUCACCACUCAUGUGCUGAACACUGGCCGGGGUGUACCAGCUGCCGGCAUGAGCAUCACUCUGUACUUCCUGGAUCCUACGACGUCAGCUUGGAACCACCUAACAACAGGAACUACCAGCAAUGAUGGACGUUGUCCAGGUCUCAUCACUCGAGAGUCCUUCAGUCCUGGUACCUAUAAGAUGCGUUUUGAGACCGGACAGUACUGGGAGGGACUGGGGGAGACCUGCUUCUACCCGUAUGUUGAAGUUGUCUUCACCAUCACUGAUGCUUCUCAGAAGUUCCACAUCCCGCUGCUCCUGAGUCGCUUUUCGUACAGCACCUACAGAGGGAGUUAACCAGCACAGGGACCAAAACUGAUGCACACUCAUUCACGCUGAUCUGUCUGAUCCUGGUGUCUGGCUGAAGGGGCACUUUUAAGCUGUUACAGGUCAUUAAAGACAGCUCGCUUGUAUGAAAAUGCAUGACAGAGGUCAGUAUUGUGAUCUAUUCCUGCUUGUGUCCUACUUUCAAACAUGUCUUGAAGUAAAACUGAUGUGAAACUUCAACUAAUGUGACAGGACAGAACAUGUUACAAAACAAAAUAAACUCUACAUUUAUGGAAAAAAAAACUGAGUACAACAGCAGGUUAUUACCGUAUCUUCAUCUCCACAGCCAGGAUUUUGUGUUUGAAGCGUUUGGGUUAAAUCGCAGUACAAAUAUAAUUUCUAGACGU